GUCAGGCUCAGCGGAGCGACGUCGGAAGAAGUGAGCCAAGUGGCGAGAUCGCUGGCUUUUAUGACCAACUUGGUUACCACUCUGGUUGGUCGUAUGGACAGAGUGGAGCAGAACCAAUCCCGAGGUGGAUCUACAGGGACAGGAGAAAGAAGGACCACGGCUACCGAAGGACCGAUGGAGACGCCCAUGGGUGGAACUCCUGAAGCUGCAGGGCUGGGCUACGUGGAUCUGGAAAGGCUGGAUGUGCAGAUGGGACGAAUGCAUUUGGAUGCUGGAGAGCCUACAGCAGACCGCCCGCUGGCGACGAUGGACAGGAUCUUUGUUGGAAGAGGUUAUCCAGGUUCUUUGCUGGGUCCUCUGGCUAUACCUUCGGGCCAAAUCGUGCUGCAGGGAUAUCCUCAAGGUGCCGUCCAUGAGUAUGCCGCAGGUGCCUUCUCAAAGUAUGCCUCAGGUGCCCUCUCAAAGUAUGCCUCCGGUGUCCUCUUCCAGUAUGCCGCAGGUGUCCUCUUCAAGUAUGCCGCAAGAGUCUUCUUCAAGUAUGCCACAGGAAUCCCGACGGAUGGUGUCCCCAAUGGUCACGGUGGAGAACGUGAUGGCGGUGAGGCGACGCAGGCCUCAAAAGGGACAGCGGGUGUUCCAGCUACUGGCUUUGUGUGCGUCAAUGGGAGCUGGGCCCCGUACUACCUCGUGCAAGGUCAAAUGGUGAUUCACGAUGCAGGGCUCUACGGGAUUAACGCGGGAGUUCCAGGGGGAGGUCAGCAGAUGGCGUUUGGGAAUCCAGAACUGGGUACUGUGCCCCCACCACCACCGCCGCCUCGUCCAAGGUCACCUGUCACGCCGGUUCGGAGGCCGGCGGCUGGAAACAAUGCCACUCCGGGUGGGACUCCGGUGCCGCCACCUCCGCCUACACCUCUGCCUGCUGCUACGGGAUCUUCGGUGGGUGGAGGAGGAAGUGUCCAGAGAUGGCUGGAGUCGACCCCGGUGGACAGACUCCAGAUUCGAACGCAGGUGCUGGCGCAGAGGCCGGCGGUGGACAAGUACCAGAGAGUGGAGCAGCGUGCCUCGAUGCUGUUGCUAGACAGCCUUCCGGAGGAUCUCAAGGCUGAGGCGGUUUCAGUGCGGGCGGUGACGGUCGAGGCCAUGGUGUUCCUUGUGCACUGCUCUUUCCAGCCGGGUGGCUCUGCUGAGAAGGCUUACUUGUUGCACUUCCUCACCUCGCCCGAUGCCGGGAACACAGUGGAUGCAGCGGUGGCGUCUAUCAGGAAGUGGAUUCGUCUUCUGCGGAGGGGAAAGGAGCUUCAGGUUGUACUACCCGAUCCCAGCCUUCUUUGCAGGGGUCUGGAUAAGCUACACGCUCAGGUCUUUGCUCAGAACAAGCACCCCAGCGCGGCUUUUCGGAUCGCAAGCUUCAAACUGGAUCGGCAGUUGGACUACAAAGCCAAGGCCUCGGACGUGGAGGACUAUGCGCAGCUGGGGGAAUGCUACUUCGGUUCCAGCAGCUACGACAUGGGCGACUUCUCAAAAUUCGCUGCCUUACUCUACAACCACCUCUUCGCCAGGAUAAUGGCCACCGUUCCGUGUCCUUCGGAGCUUCGUGGUGUACGUGGUCCUUCUACAGUGUCGGAGGAGGAAAAGGAUCAUGAUGGGAGCGGGUUUCGCUCUGCUACCUGGGCGGCGUGGGCGCCGCGACUCAAGGAGGUGAUCAAGUCCGAAGUGGAGGUGAGUUUGGCGGGAGCUACCUUGGAGCGCGUGAUGAAGAUGGACGCCAGCUUCCUGGAGCACCUUCGAAGGGAUCACAUUCCUUAUCGGAGAGAUUGCAGGGCUUGUUUGGCCGGAUCGUUUCGCGGUCACAUUCAUCGACGGGUGGUGGCACCGGACGCUUGGUGUUUGUCGUUGGAUGUGAUUGGUCCAGCCCGCCAAGGCGAUGACGAACGUCUAAAAAAGGUCAAGUAUGGCUUGAUUGCGACGUUGGCGGUGCCGGAUGUGCUUGGCAAACUUCUCCAGCCAGCGGAGCCCAGCGAGGACGAUGAUGGAGGAGGAGUGGGACCAGUUGUGGAGGAGGAUGACCCUUUGGAGGGUGAUGAAGUGGGUCCCGAAGAAGAUGCGGAUGAGCCUUUGUCGGCGGCGGAGAAGCGGCGCAGUGACAAGGAAGAAGCCAAGUGGGAGGCUCUUGUUGCUAAAGAGAAGAUCGAGGAGGUGACUAUGGUGGAGGUUCCCUUCUUUAUGCCGCUGGGAUCCAAAACUGCGGCGGAAGUGUUGACGGCCACCAAAGAGAUUCUUCUACAAGUUCGUCGACUGGGUUUGGUGGUCAAGCGCGUGCACACGGACUGCGGAAGGGAGUUUGUCAACAAGGCGUUUCGAGCUCUAUGUGCAGAUCGGGGCUUGGUGCGCACCACGACGGGUGGUGACAACUUCCGCUCCAAUGGCCGUGUGGAAGCGCUGGUUGGGAGAGCUAAAAGUGCGGUCAGAACCCUGCUGAGUUCGUCAAAAAUGGGACCGGAGGCUUGGGCUUUCGCGAUGAGGCACUACACGGCUAGAGUACAGUGGUCUGUGGUCACUCAGUUGGGCGGUCGCUAUCCUCGUCUGCCCCCUUUUGGAACCAAGGUCUUUGUCAAGAAGAGAUCCUGGCAGAUGCUCAAGGAGGAGUUUGUGGAGAAGGUGGCACCGGCCCGGAUUCUGUGCCCAUCCAUGGAUGUGGCGCGCGGUUUCUUGGUGAAGACGGAGGAUGGGAGCUACCUUACUACAAUGGUGGCCGUGGAGAAUGUGAAGGAGACCUCUGGAGAGUUUGAGGUGGAUGCGGCACCUACGGUGGGUGCUCAGCCGGGGAAGCGUCAUCGGAUCAAGGGCAAGACCACAAUGGCCAUUGCAAAGUGCGAGGAGCUGUGCAAGUUAGAUCCCCAGCAGGAGGAACAUCUCAUCCAGGAUGAGGAGUGCGCUGAAGUGUUCCUGGAAGCCCAGGAUUUUUCCCCAGAGGCCAUGGAAGAGCUCCUGGGUGGCCUUUGGUUGGGUGAGGCUAUGGUCACCAAUCGGCGAGGAAAGACCUUUGACUCAGGCUCGAAGGUUUCAGCGCAUGUGGCUGGGAUGUUUCGCCAUGGAGGAGUGGUGGGAGCUACCAACUUGGCUCGACAGCGUCCUGCCCUUACCAAGUAUCUGGUCAUGGCCAUGAAAGCACAACUCCCUCCGGGAACUACAUUUACCACCCUUGCCCUCAACUUCAACACGCCUAUGCAGUGUCAUUGCGACACCAACAACAAGCCGGGUGAAAAGGCUUUCCUCAUGGGCUUCGGCAACUAUGUGGGAGGAGCGUUGUGGUGCCAUGAAAACUGUGCUUCCAAUGAGGUCACGUGGAAAAAGGUUCAAGGCCGCUGGCUACCUGGUCGCACUCACAAUGUCUACCACAGGGCGGUACCGUUUGAGAUAGAUCCGUCCUUGUGUAUCUGUCGGGCGUCUGCCAGUGGUCCACAGGAGUUCUACAUUGGAGACCCUGUUCCUGAUGAGUUGGACUCGGGCGAGAAUGGGGUGGUUAGCAAUCUAGUUUUGGGCGAUGGUGGGAUGGAGUCGUGGCUACAGGAAGAGUGGGGAGCGUAUGGACCUCCUGAGGUGGCGCAGCUCAAGACCGUCGCGGAGGAACAGGAUGUCUCCUACCAGAUUGUCGGGGCUGAAGUUCCGUUGGAAGUGGGGUGGGAUUUGUUUGAGGCCUAUUUGGAUGGACUUCGUCUGGCUUUGGUACAGGAGGAGUAUGCUGAGAGAGACCACCUUAUUCGACAAAGCGAAGACGGUGAUGAGUGCCAAGGACCUCUUGCCCAGUGGAUGUCCAGCCGAAGGGCCUUGGAGGAGGUGUUGGGGUUGGCCAAGGAAGUCGAAGACGACCCGCAGUGUGCUGGCCUUCGCAAGGCUGAGGCGACGGUAGACGAUGAGGAGGCUCCCCUUCACACUAAGACGAUCCCCAACGAGAUUGUGCGCCGGGAGAUUGAGAAGUGGGUGCCCAGCAUGCUCUCCGAGUACGAGUCCCUCGUAAGAGACAAUGAGGCAGUCGAACCGUUCCCGCCGGAAACUCUGGAACAGUGGAAGAAAGAAGGAAAGGAGUUUGACUUGGUGCCCGGGAAGACUGUGCACACUGUGAAGGCGUUCACCGGACGACUGAAGAGCCGAGCGGUCAUCUGUGGGAAUUUUCUGGGGCAGAGUUUCUCCAAGGAUCAGAAGUACGUGCCGAAGAUGUUUCUCCUGGGAGGAGUGUGUCGAGAAACCAUUUGGCGAGUCAAACGGGCUCUCUAUGGAAUGGUGACUUCUCCUCGAUCUUGGGAGGUGUACAGGAACAAGACAAUGGCCCAAAUGAGGGGAAAAGUUCCGGAAGGUGAGGUUCGCUUCGUCCCCUCCGAGAUCGAUGGAAGCCUGUGGUAUGUCAUGGUGGGUGGAAGACGUGCCGGGGCCAUUAUCUGCUACGUGGACGACCUUCUGAUUGCUGGAGAAAGGAAUGUGGCUUCCGAGGCGGCUCAAAUGGUCGCUCGAACAUGGAAGUGCACGGAGCCGCAGUGGGAUGAUGUGUCGUUCAAUGGCUUCGAGAUUCGGAGGACCGAUGAGGGUUUGUUGUUGAGCCAGGAUAGCUACACCAAGGAUUUGCUGGCUCGCUACAAGGACCUCGAUGGUUUUGAGGAAACCCCGGCCCCGGUCCAGCUCAAUGCGGAGGACUUCGUGAUCAAGGCGGACGAGAGCACGGCGGAUUUUGUGCGAGCAGCUCAGACCAUGGCGGGCGAGCUUCAGUGGCUAGCAGGUCGUUGCCGUCCGGAGAUACUGUAUGCUGUGAAUCUCCUGUCACAGGCCAUCAGCAAGAGUCCAAAGGAGGCGGUGUACCGAGGUGGCCACCUUCUUCGUUACCUCAAGCGCUUUCCCGAGGCCGGAAUCUUGUACAAAAAGGAGGCCCAGUUGACCGAGGACGCUCAGGUAUCCUCUGCGGGCAUCGUCAUCGAGGGCUUUUGUGACGCGAGUUUUGCACCGAACUCUGGAAGGAGUCAGCAGGCCAUCAUGAUCUUUGUCAUGGGCGGGUUGGUGGCCUGGACCAGUAGCCGGCAAGCCUUCGUGACUAUGUCAACAGCGGAAAGUGAACUGGUUGGCAUCUGCGAGCUCACCACGUGCAUGAAGUCUAUCGAGCAGUUAGUCGCCGAGGUGAUGAUCCGCACUGGAGCAGCAGCCAAUGAGGUGAUGAAGGUGAUCUGCUCCGACUCCCAGGCGGCGCUGUCGGUGUGCCGCUGUGCUGCUGGUAGCUGGCGCACUAGGCAUUUGAGGAUCCGUGGAAACAUGAUUAGGGAACUGCUUGAGUUCCCCGACUGGGUCGCCUACCACUUGGAUGGACGGCUGAUGAUCGCCGAUUUGGGGACUAAGCCUCUCUCUUCGGAUCGUUUUGCCUUUCUUGUGGACAAGAUGCGAGUGGUGAGGAAGAGCCGUAUCGUUACAGGAGCGGAUCCAGUUCAGGUGAAGAAACUGCUCGCGCUCCUAUGUUUGGUGUCGCUGGUCGAUGGUGCAAGAGGUGCAGGAACCGGAAAUGGUUCUGUGGAUCCCUUCGACUACGGCUUCUUCAUGAUUUGCAUUGUUGCCGUGAUUGCGGUUUGGGAGUGCGUGAAGGGGGUCUUUUCACGACUAUGGCCGGGUGAACACCGAGGUCCUGCGAGUCCUCAGGCAGAGACCGGCUCGAGUAGGUCAGCCACUUCUGAGGGAGUGGUUGAUCGACGAGAGGUAGACUCACCCGACGACUCCUCGGCCGCAUCCUCAGGUGGGCUGCGUCAAAGAAGUCGUCUUACCGGGGAAAAACGUCCACCUACGCCUCCAGUGCCCGCACCUUUCGAGCCCCUGGAGACGGUGCACGGUACCUACAACGACUACAGUUUCAAGCCGACCGGAAAACGCGACUACUGGGAGUGGAAGGAAGCUGAGGGCGUAGUAAUCCGCUGGCAUCCGACCCCCCGUACUUUGAUGUUUGUGCCGGGACAAACCGCAGCAGGACCCACGCAGGCUCAGCUCUCGGGAGAUCGCGUCACCUACGCGAUCUUUGCCAAUGGGGAAACCAAGAAGAUCGUGGACAACUACCGGGAGCUUCAUAAACCCGCUCGUCCCGUUGCUGAUCGUGAAUGGAAAGGAAGAACAGUGCUGAAAUUAGCACCCGGGGCGAAAGGAUACACCGCCCAGUUUCUGAAUGCCUGA
This is a messenger RNA of Symbiodinium sp. CCMP2456, 6195 nucleotides long. Lineage: Eukaryota; Dinophyceae; Suessiales; Symbiodiniaceae. The record is from the annotation of a GenBank genome assembly.